AUGACCUGUAAUUCUUUCAGUGAACUCUGUUGCCUGUUUUGUUGUCCGCCAUGCCCAGGAAAAAUCGCUGCUAAGCUUGCAUUCUUACCUCCCGAACCCACGUAUGCAUUCACACCUGACGAGACUGGAUCAAAAUUUUCGUUGACCCUCACCGAACGGGCAGAAUGGCAAUAUUCAGAACGCGAAAAAGAGAAUAUCGAAGGUUUCUACUCUCGAACAUCAAGAGGCAACAGAAUAGCUUGCCUCUUUGUUCGAUGCAGCCCCAACGCAAGGUUCACUAUACUUUUCUCGCAUGGGAACGCUGUAGAUCUGGGACAAAUGAGUAGUUUCUAUUUAGGCUUAGGUACUAGAAUAAAUUGCAACAUAUUCAGUUAUGACUAUUCUGGAUAUGGAGUCAGUGGUGGGAAGCCAUCAGAAAAGAAUCUGUAUGCGGACAUAGACGCGGCGUGGCAGGCGUUACGGACUCGGUAUGGAAUAAGCCCGGAGAACAUCAUACUAUAUGGGCAGAGUAUUGGCACAGCAUGCGAGUCGCUUUUCCCCAAUACAAAGAGGACUUGGUUUUUUGAUGCCUUCCCAAGUAUCGACAAAAUCCCCAAGGUGACAUCACCAGUCCUCGUGAUCCACGGUACCGAGGAUGAGGUGAUAGACUUCUCCCACGGCCUCGCCAUAUACGAGCGCUGCCCACGUGCCGUUGAACCGCUUUGGGUUGAGGGUGCUGGCCAUAAUGACGUGGAGCUAUUCAAUCAGUACCUAGAGAGACUGAAGCGUUUUGUUUCGCUAGCGGGGGCCGGGCCCAGUCGGGCCGGCCCCGAAAAACAUGUAACUAAGAUAGACGCGCCCGCCGCUAGCGAAGACGGCCCGCGCAGUCCUCGGCCGACUGUCCCCACGUCCGCCGCUCACAACAUUAGCAUUAGCGUCACCGACGCCGACUCCCCGUGCGUCACCCGCCGCCGCAACCACCUGCGGUCACUCAGCGACGUGACCCCCGCCGCCCGCUCGCCCGUAGCCCGCGCGCGUUCGCACUCGGAGCGACCGCGGGCCUCACCCGGGCCCUCCCCGACUCCCUCCGCCGCCCCCUCCACCGUCCCCUCCCCCCGCCGCCUGCCCGUCCCUCCAGUCCGCACCCCUCACUCGCCCCACUCCCCACGACCCACACACACGUCGCCCACCUUGCGGCCCCGCGCCGUGCGCAGCGAGCGCUCGUCGCCGGACGCCUCGCUCCACAUGCUGUCGGACGAGCCGCGGUCACGGCCUGAACUGGACCCGUGGCGCAAAAUGAGCGACGUGGACCUCGGGCGGGCGGGGAGGACGGGACGCCAGGGACGGACGGUGGCGCGCCGGUCACUGGACGCUCCAAAUGCGCCGGCUACGUCCCGGCCUCUCGACCCCUGGGUGAGGAAGGCUCGGCGGGCUGCCUCUCGGGACGAAGUGUGUGAGACGAGAGCUCGCCGCGGCCGGCUGGAGCGGUCGGCGGUGGUGCAGUGCGAGUCCUGCGGCGGCGGGGGCGGCGCGUGUGAGUGUUGGCGCGGCCGUGAGACGUGCACGUGCUCGCCGUGGACCUCCCCGGCGCGCGUGCCUCAGCUCAGCUCCGCUCAGCGCGCCCUGUCCCACGAGGAGGGCCGUCCCCGUCGCCUGUACAAGUCUUCGUUCCAGAAGGCCAUUUCCAUUUCGUCGUCGGAGUGCGAGAGUCGCGUGCAGGACCCUCUGCUGGAGACCACGUGCUGA
Messenger RNA from Danaus chrysippus (African queen), 1725 nucleotides. The record is from the annotation of a GenBank genome assembly. NCBI's taxonomy places the organism in Eukaryota, Metazoa, Arthropoda, Insecta, Lepidoptera, Nymphalidae.